AUGGCCCAAUCUAAAUCGGCGAAGCGCAAGCGGAGGGGGCAAGCCGAGUUGCCCAACAAGGCGGCCAAGAAUGGUGCCAUCACGACCCCGCCUCCCGACGGCGAGUCGUUUGAACCGAAAAGUCUCCAGACGGUCAUCUCGGAGGAGGAGCUCGACGUGACGAUCGAGACGCUCGCGACGCUCGCCAAAUACCCCAGCCUGACAAAGUCCAAGCUGUGCAAGAAUCUCCGCGUCGCCGUCUACGACUUUCGCCAGUCAUGCAACACCGGGGUCAACGCGGCCGAGGGCGGCAACCUCACGGCGCGAGUGUCGGCCGCUCUGGUGGACGAAAAGUAUCUCGAGGCCAAGAUCCUUCUCGCCGAGAUGAGGCUGCGAGGCGAGGAGCCGAAGCUCGGCGCGCUCUGCCGCUGGGUCCGAGACCUCGACGUCGUCACGCAACGCGACGGCGCCAGGAUCGACGACCCGGACCGCUCCGCAAGGGACAGGGAGCUCCUCGGCGUCCUCGAUGCCGUCCUGCGCGUCAGCUGCCCCGUCGACGUGGCCGCCUCGAACCUCGACGGCCACUCGUCUCCCGGCAUCGCCCUUCAGCCGACGUGGGACCUGCGGCCGUCGACGGAGCCCCUCGAGGUGUACGCCUCGGUCCUCGACAGGUCCAUCCUGUCCGAGGCAACCGGCUCUCUGCGGAUCGUCGAGGCGAUCCCGGGCCGCCUCCGCAAACCGCCGAACCAUCACGCCGCCGUCAUCCACACCUCCGAGCCGGACUCCGUUUGGCUCUCCCCGCAAGGCCCGACCACGACGUACCACAGACACCCCAGCGUGCCCAACCUCGGACUCGCGACCAAUGUUCUCUCCCCGGACGAGUGCAAGGCCAUCAUUGCCGCCGGCGAGAGCGUCGGAUUUUUGCCAGACACACCCAUCCGCGACAGCGGCGACGUGAGCGUCCUGGCUCACAACUUCUACUGGCUCGUCGACACGGCCUUUCAUGACAAGCUCUGGGCUCGCAUGGCCCCCUUCGUGCCCGCGUCCCUCCAGGACCGUGCCUCGCGGGGCCUUAACCGACGAUUCCGCGUCUACCGAUACGUCCCCGGCGCCGAGUACCGAUGCCACAUCGACGGCGCCUGGCCUCCGUCGGGCCUCGGUGCGGACGGCAGCUACGUCUACGACGACUCGCCGGCGGGGCGGAAGCAGAGCUCGCUCUUCACCUUUUUGAUGUACCUCAACGACGAGUUUGAAGGCGGCGAGACGACCUUUUACAUGCCCGGGCCUCGCGAGGGGACGCUGCACGCGUAUCCCGUCCGGCCCGUCAUGGGAGCCGUGGCCGUGUUCCCCCACGGCGAGAGCCUCGGGGCACUGCUGCACGAGGGGACGAGCGUGAGAAAGGGAGCCAAGUACAUUGUGCGGACGGACAUUGAGUACGACGUUGAGCCGUCGAAGGAGCCGUCGAGUUGA
Drechmeria coniospora is the source of this 1449-nucleotide messenger RNA. RefSeq lists its product as uncharacterized. Gene Ontology annotation, cellular component: endoplasmic reticulum. The record is from RefSeq and is a predicted model, not a curated record. Gene Ontology annotation, biological process: peptidyl-proline hydroxylation to 4-hydroxy-L-proline. Gene Ontology annotation, molecular function: L-ascorbic acid binding; iron ion binding; procollagen-proline 4-dioxygenase activity. Bases 1 to 1449 code for a protein of 482 amino acids. The transcript has a single exon. Lineage: Eukaryota; Fungi; Ascomycota; Sordariomycetes; Hypocreales; Ophiocordycipitaceae.